GAAUCUAAAAAACAAAUAAGUUGAUUCAGUAGUGGUUUCCUGAUUGGGAGUCAAAAGUUAAGCAUAAUCAAGUAGGUUUGGGGAAAAUUUGGUUGCUCUGGAAGAAAAAAGUUAAGCUCGUGGUUCUCCAUUCUUCGGAGCAGUUAAUUCAUUUUAUGGCUGGGGAUGCACAACAGUUCUUUGUUACUGUGGUAUAUGCUUCAAAUGAUGAUAUGUCUAGGUUGAUGUUAUAUAAUGAACUGAAAAGGAUUCAAGUGGGUAGUCAACCUUGGAUGGUGUUAGGUGAUUUCAACGAUAUCAGACAUCCUUCGUAAGCAUCAAAUAAUCCUCAGUCUGAUUCUAGUAUGCAUCACUUUAAUCAAUGGAUUGUCGAUGUUGAACUGGUGGAGCAUCAGGCUACAAGUCCUUAGCUCACUUGGCUGAAUAAGCAGGUGGCAAGACCUAUUGCUAAAAGGUUGAUAGGGUAUUAGUAAACUUUGAAUGGAUAGAGAAGAUGAAAGACGGUAAAGCCCAUUUACAGUCUCCUGGUGUAUCUGAUCACUGUCCCAUGUAUGUGAAAACUGAGGCUGCAUUGAAAUCUAUUCCUAAGCCUUUUAAGUUCUUUAGUUUCUGGCUACAUCAUCCUCAGUUUAAUAGUUUAUUAGAGGAGGCUUGGGGUAGUUUGAUAUUCGAGGCAGAGUUAAGGAAAAAGAAAUAGAGUUAAGCUUGAUACAACUGCAAGCAUUAGCAGAUCCUUCAUUAGAAAAUUUUGAGGUUGGGGGUGUUUUGAUGCGUGAGCUAAUUGAUCUGUUAGCUAUUGAGGAUAGCUUCUUGAGACAGAAAUCCAGGGAGACUUGGCUUAAGUCAGGUGAUACUAAUUUUUCUUAUUUCCACCAUUCAGUUAAAUCCAAACAGAAGAGAAGUACUAUUAGAGUUCUCAAGGAUGAAGCAGGGGUUAAAACUCAGGAUGUUGAUCAAAUGGCUCAGAUUGCUGUCAGAUUCUAUGAAAACUUGUUAGGGAAAUCUGAUUCUGAAGUUGAACCUCAGACUGUUGGCUAUUAUGGGAGAUUAUUGAAGAGGAAACUCACAGAGGAACAAACUGAGGGGAUUUGUGCUCUUUUUACUGAAAUGUAGAUAAAUGAAGUCUUGUUUUCAAUAGAUGGUAAUAAGAGCCCGGGUCCAGAUGGAUUCACAACUUCUUUUUUUCCAGUAUGCUAAGCCUACUAUUGGCCACGAGGUAACCCUUGUCAUUCAAUACUGCUUUGAGCAAGAUAGUGUCCCUAGAGCCGUUAAUGCUACUAUUUUGACUUUAAUCCCUAAAGUCCCAAAUCCAUACGAAAUGAAAAAAUUUAGCCCUAUUUCUUGUUGUAACAUACUAUAUAAAUGCAUUUUCAAGUUAAUUGCAAAUAGGCUCAGCUCUCUACUCCCCUCUCUGAUUAGUAAGAACCAAACAACGUUUGUGAAAGGUAGGCUUAUUGGAGAGAACAUACUUUUAGCUUAUGAACUUGUUAGCAAGUAUUCUCGGCAGAAUGUUUCGCCUAGAUGUGCUAUUAAGAUAGAUCUCAUAAAAGCCUUUGAUUCAGUAGACUGGAGAUCUAUUUUCCAGGUUUUCAAAAGUAUGGUUCCCCUGACAGAUUUGUGACAUGGAUUCGAAUGUGUGUUGGUACUCCUAUGCUAAGUGUUUGCUUUAAUGGAGGCCUUCUAGGUUAUUUUCAAGCUAGUAAGGGAUUCAGGCAAGGGGAUCCUCUUUUCCCUUACUUGUUUUCAAUAGCUAUGGAAAUUUUCACCUAUCUUUUGGAUAAGUCUGCUACUACUAGGAUCUUUCCAUUUCAUCCACAGUGCAAGAAGGUUCAAUUAACUAAUGUAUGCUUUGUGGAUGACCUUCUGGUCUUCUCUAAUGCUCCAAACUUUGGAAUUCAAGAGUUACGGAGAGUCAUUAAGCAGCUUAGGAAGAUUUCUGGACUUAAGUCAAAUCCCAGUAAAUGUGAUGUCUUUUUUGGUGGGUUGGAUCAUGAAGAGAGAGUUAGGAGGGCUGCUAGGUAUGGUUAUCAACUUGGGAGUUUCCUUGUACGAUACUUGGGGGUUCCUCUCAUUUCUGGUAAACUUAGUUUAGCAGCCUACAAACCCCUCAUCAAUAAACUAGUCCUUCUCAAAACUGUUGUUUGAUGCACUGCUUAACAGGUUCUUGCAGCACCAACUAAGACCUGGCUGGAGAGGUGAAAUAUCGAUUUGGAUUGACAAAUUAUCUGCUGCUACUGAGGUUGCUGAAAUAGAAAGGAUUUUUUGGCAAUCUUGGGUGAGCCAUAUAUGGCGUGAACGCUGUUGUAUGAUUUAUGUUGGUAUCAAACGGGAUUCCCAUACUUUGUUGAAGGUAAUAAAAUAUGAGGUUGCAAUCAUUGUUGGGAGUCAAAUAGUUCUGCCUUUCUGGGAUUCUUGAGUCUUCUAGUAUGUUUCUAAGAUGAGGUAGUAUGUUAUUGUAUUAUGGGAUUCUUCAGUUUUAUGUUCUGAUUGCAUGGUUCUUUAAAUGGUAGGCAACAUGUUGUUUUCUGCCUAGUGCAUGCCUGGCUAGCAAGGCUGUUGCUAGCAACAUUUUUUGGAUGAAUAUAUAACCCACCGAUUCAUAAAAAAAAUUUGUACUACUUAAUAAAAGUCAGGUUCUAGCCCAAGGCUUACUAUCGAUGUAGCAUGAUUCGGGCCCAAAUGUACACAUUUUACCCCUCAUUUAUUAUUUGUUUAGCUUAGUAUUUCAUCGUUCCUCGACAUAUUUCACGCUAGGUUGUGUUUGUUUUGAUACAUUUCAGGUUCUAGCACGUGUAGAGGUUCGUGGUCGAAUUUUGGGAUAAUUGAAGGUCAAAAAGUGCAAAGACCGAAGAAAAGUCCGAAGUUGUGACAAUUUCCUCGUAACAGUUAAGUGACGGCGUGUCAGGAUACAGUCGCAGCUCACGGCUGGACGAGGCAGUUCACGGUCUCCCAAGACCGUGAACUUCGACCACAAACCGUGAACAUCAAGGCGUCCAGGGAGGUUCCUGAAGUUACUGACGACAAGGCAGUUCACGGUUUCUAAGACCGUGAACUAUGGCCAUUGACCGUGAACCCAGGAAGCAAGGUUGUGCGUUUUGGAGACGACCGAGUUCACGGACGCGUUUAGGUGUUCACGACCGUGAACUGGCCAACGCGUCCGUGAACUGAUCGCUUUCGGGCAAAUAUGAAGACAACAGCGGGGAGAGAGAAAGGAGAGCUGGUUUUUGGAGAAGAAUUGGUUUCGUUCUCUAGGGUUUGCCCAAAAACACCAAAGGGGAGUUCUAGAGAGAGAGAGAGUGCUAGAGUGAUCUUGAAGCAUCAUUGGAGGUUUGGAUGGAGAUUCAAGCCUAGAAGAAGAAGAUCUCGAGCUCAAACUUGUAAUCCCUCUCUCUCUCUCUCUCUCUCUCUAGAAACUCACUCUUUUCUCUUGGGUUUUGUAGAUCCCUAACUAAUGCUUUGUAAUUACUUGUAUAGAUUGAAUGAUUGUUUAUGGGUAUUGUUUAAUCUAAUGAUUGAGGUAUUAUUCAUGUUUAUUGUGCAUGCUUGUGCUUAGCAAUCCAAGGGUUGUGCAUGUUUUGUGCUUAGCAUCCUUAGAUUUGUGCAUGUUGGUGCUUUGCAAUCUAAUUAGCCACUUUAACCUAGCUUAGAGAGGAAAAUCCCCCUUCCAAGGGAGACGCAAUCGAGUUGGUUUUCCUUUAGCUUUGUAAGCCACCUAACUAGGUUAAUUUAGGGCAAACCUCAAUGUUGAAUUAAGCAAAUUGGUUAAG
Linum trigynum is the source of this 3767-nucleotide messenger RNA. Lineage: Eukaryota; Viridiplantae; Streptophyta; Magnoliopsida; Malpighiales; Linaceae. The record is from the annotation of a GenBank genome assembly.